Messenger RNA from Trichoplax adhaerens, 1821 nucleotides. RefSeq lists its product as uncharacterized. Gene Ontology annotation, cellular component: plasma membrane. The transcript is spliced from 12 exons. Gene Ontology annotation, biological process: protein localization to plasma membrane. NCBI's taxonomy places the organism in Eukaryota, Metazoa, Placozoa, Uniplacotomia, Trichoplacea, Trichoplacidae. The record is from RefSeq and is a predicted model, not a curated record. The coding region runs from base 1 to 1821 and encodes 606 amino acids.
AUGGCAUGCUUACGGUGUACUUGUCCUCGAUUUCGCGCACGUUAUAAACGCCUGGUUAAUAAUAUCUACCCAGCUGAUCCUUCUGAAGGCCUAAUCAAGAAUAACAUGGAAAAAUUACUCUUCUACGCUUUAUCACAUCAUCAAAAAUUAGAUCGAAUUGCCAAGUAUAUGUAUCAGCGAUUAUGUCGAGAUUUAUACCGCAACCGGGCCAGAUAUGCCUGUAUUACUGUGGCUGCUAUGGAUAGGUUAUUAAUGGCUUGUCAUGCACCUAGCCUAAAUCUUUUUAUCGGUAGUUUUUUAAAAAUGAUUGAAAAACUACUAGAAUCCCAAGAUGUUGAAUUACAAGUCUUAGGAACUAAUUCGUUUGUUGCCUUUUCAAACAUAGAAGAAGAUACGGCAUCGUAUCAUCGGAAAUAUGACUUUUUCAUAUCUAAAUUUAGCUCCAUGUGUUGGGAUACUAACAAUAAUGAAGAAAUUAGAAAUAAAAAGCGAUUAGCAGGAGUACGAGGCUUGCAAGGUGUUGUUCGUAAAACCGUUUCCGAUGAUCUCCAAGUCGACAUUUGGGACAGCGCUCACAUGAAUAAGAUCAUCCCAUCAUUACUCUUUAUUGUUCAAGAUCAUUUAUCUGAUAGUUAUUUAGAACGAGCUGAUGAACAAUUCUCCUUACCUGUUGGAGAAGACAGCAGCCCUGGAAAGCUAGCUGAAUUUUGCCUCAGAGAAUUACUAGCGCGAACAAAUUACGCUAACGUUAAAGCUGUAUUAACACCUCUACUAACGCAUUUAGAUAAUUGUGAACUUUGGCUUCCUAACGCAUUUGCCAUUCAAUGCUUUAAGUUGGUUUUGUGUUCGGUACAAAGCCAGCAUUCAUAUGUCGCCAUUGAAGUCCUACUUAACCAUCUAAAUGAUAUAUCGAAACACAAUCCGAAAAUUAAAACUAGCCUUUUAGAGGCCUUAGGUGAAGCUAUUGCAAUAGCUGCCGGUGGUGCUAUAGGUUCGUCAAUCUUUGAGGUAUUCAAUACUCUACUAUUUCAUCUGAAAUCAUCAGUUGCUGUCUUUUCCAAUCAAUAUCGACGGAAAGAUAUACCGGUAAUAUUCCCAUUUCGUCAUGAAAGUGUUACUGUAACUUUAAAAUCAUUUCCUCCUGAAGAUGAAAAAAAAUUUCAAGAAGCAGUUACUAAUGUUGUGGGGGCUUUUGGUGCUACUCUUCCAGCUUACCAGAAAAUUGAAGUUAUGACAUUUAUUACAUGUAAAAUACCAACAGUUAGUGAGAUUAGUGAAGGUCUUAAAACCUCAAAUCUUUCAAGCGUAUUUCCUAGAUCAUUAUUGGAACCCCUUUUACGAUUAUCUCGUUCAUCUGACUCAGGUAGGAAACGUCAGAGACUUCUGUGGGUGUUAGAUACCAUGACGUUAACUGCAUUUUUAACGAUCUUUUUAUCUAAUACUACAGGAGUCAGAUUAAAGGUACAGAAAGUUUUUCAUAGACUGCUCGACCGUCAUGAGAACUUACCGAGAUUAACCCCCUCAAGAAUCUUACUUCCAAAGUCAGAGUGGGAUCUAAAUGUAGAAAAGUGCUCUCAUCAGGAUCUUAUGUUUAUGAAAAGGGCAGGGGUCGAUUUAUUUAAUAACAUUUUUGAAAGCUUUCAAGACAGAGACAAUAAACCUGAUAACAUCUUUGCGCUCUAUCGGACAUCAGCCUUAAUACUUAUUGAAGUCAACAGUAGUGAUAUCAUUAUCGAAUUUAUCAGAAUUGCAAUGACAUUGCAGGUAUUUAUCGACGUAUUUUGUCUUGGCAAUAAUAAAUUAUAUAACAGUUUGCGAUGA